Messenger RNA from Morchella importuna, 894 nucleotides. RefSeq lists its product as uncharacterized. Gene Ontology annotation, molecular function: crossover junction DNA endonuclease activity; 5'-flap endonuclease activity. The transcript has 3 exons. Lineage: Eukaryota; Fungi; Ascomycota; Pezizomycetes; Pezizales; Morchellaceae. The coding region runs from base 1 to 894 and encodes 297 amino acids. The record is from RefSeq and is a predicted model, not a curated record.
AUGGGUAUUACAGGACUUUAUAGCGAGCUCGGGCCUGGAGAACGCAUUUCAUUAGCAAAAGUCGCUUCAGACCACUUCGAAGCUACGGGUAGACGUUUACGACUUGCGGUUGAUGCGUCAAUCUGGUCCUUUCAAGUUCAGUCUGGAAAAGGAGAAGCAGAAGCAGAAUGUGCGCUCCUACAACGACAUGGCGUUGUUGAUGCCGUUAUGAGCGAAGAUGUGGACACUUUGAUGUUUGGUUGUGGAAUUACCUUCCGAAACUGGUCAAGCGAGGGAAAGGCGGGUAAGUCGACGCCCACACAUAUCACGGUGUAUAAUAGUGAAACUGUCCAGUUGGAGAGCGGUCUCACGCCGAAAGGAAUGAUACUGGUCGCACUGAUGAGCGGUGGGGAUUAUAUACCUGAAGGCGUACCAAAAUGUGGAAUCAGGACCGCAGUGGAGGCCGCGAAGGCAGGGUUCGGGGAGGAGCUUUGCAACCUCGAAGAAGAUGACGAAGAUGGCUUCAGAGAAUGGAGAGAGCGGCUAUCAUUCGAACUCGAGACGAAUAAAAGUGGAUUGUUCCGGAGGAAGAAUAAAGUGAUCAAAAUUCCGGAAGAUUUUCCGGAUAGGAUGGUGUUAGGUUAUUACACGAAUCCUGCGGUUUCAAGCGAGGAAGCUGUGGAAAAGUUAAGAAGAAAAAUCGUAUGGGACGGGAAUGUGGAUUUGUUUCGACUGCGGGAGUCAGUCAGAUAUGCAUUUGAGUGGAAAGGAAAAGGCGGCGCUGCUGCGUUUGUCAGGACGCUUGCGCCAGCAAUACUGUCAAGGAGACUUGCUGAUGGGGAGGGCGGAGCCGAGCUCAACACUAUUGUAAAAGGCUUUCAUGGGGGCGGGAGCAUUCCUCAACUGGUGGGCUGA